This is a messenger RNA of Naegleria lovaniensis, 1437 nucleotides long. RefSeq lists its product as uncharacterized. Lineage: Eukaryota; Heterolobosea; Eutetramitea; Acrasida; Naegleriidae. The coding region runs from base 1 to 1437 and encodes 478 amino acids. The transcript has a single exon. The record is from RefSeq and is a predicted model, not a curated record.
AUGAAAAGAACCCUCUCGUCCGAUCAGCCUUCAAUCCUCCAAUGUUACAUGAAGGAAGAAAGUUCUCUGGAUAUCCCUACAAGCAAUCCGAUAGAACCUCCAUUCAAGAAGGACAAAAAACAUUCGACAGCCUUUGCAAAAUUGAGAGAUUAUGAUCCCUUUGUAUUACAGAAAAUAUUUUCAUAUUGUCAUCCCGUAGAUAUGACCAACUCUUUAAUGAUGGUUUGUUCGGAAUGGAAUGAAUGGUAUUUUCAAAAGAAGCAUUUUCAAGGAUUUUUGAAAGAAUGGCUUUUGGAAAGAUGGAACCAUUUGAUUCGGGAUUUGAGUCCAUCACACCAGGCCGAUGAUACUGCGAAUGAAUUAGUGCCAGUAUUUUUAACCAAGUUGAAGGAUGAAACAUGUUGUGAAAUUUCAUUACUGAAAUAUGCAUUGAGAUGGUUGAAAUUGUUUUUCGGUGCGCAUCCAUUUGGAAGGAAAGGAGAGUUUGUGUACGUUAAUGAAGCGUUUGGUGAAGAGUAUAAAGAUCACAAAUCGGAAAAUGAAGAUCAGUACGAAAUAGAAGAUGAAGAUGACGAAGAUGACGAAUAUGACGAAGAGGAUGACGAAGAGGAAGAGGAGUGGAUUUCGAAACAGGGACCAUCAAAUUCUCGUGGAUGUAACUUGGAAAUAAUUUUUACAAACUAUUCCAUUCUGUACAAAUUGAAAUGGAAAGAUGGAUUCUUUACAAUUUUUGACAAUGACGGAGGUAAUAUUGUCAAUAUCAGGAAAAGUGGUAAGAGGGAUGUUGAGGCUAAUUUUUUUGGAGGUUUUUAUUAUCCUGAUCUUGAGAAGUGUGUUUAUAGAAGGACCGAUUAUUGGAUGAGUUUUAACAAUUAUGACAAAGGAAUUUUUGGACGCCAAUUGAGCCACAUCUUGAGUUUGUGGAAUAUAUUUGACAGUUAUUGCAAUGCCAUGAAUUUAAUGGAAAUCCUUGAAAUAGAAGGUACAAAAUUGACUAGACGUAAUUAUAUCGACUACAACUGGAAUUCAGGAGAAAUUAAGCAGCUUCCAUGGGAAGUUAAUUACGGAAUAACAACUGGAACCUCUAGUUUAUACAGUGGUGACGAAUAUUGUGACAUUCCCACAAUUAUGGACGAUCGAUGUUUUGAAGAUUUUUCCUUUUUUGUAGCCACGCUGAGAGCUCACAAUGAUGCUAUGAAGUAUUUGCUAAAAGUUGCCCCUUCCCAUUUCACAAAUAAUGAGGCAUUAAUUCCAUUCUUGAAAUAUUCCAAUUCUGCCUUCAAAUAUCUACAUGAAUCACUGAGACAUGAUAAGGACAAAUUACUUACGAUGUUAAAACAAAAUGGAAACAUUUUGAAAUAUUUAUCAUCCACAGAGUAUGAAAAUAUUAUUACUAUUGAUAAGGAUUUAGUUGUGUUUUGUGUCGUGCACGGCUGA